This is a messenger RNA of Rhododendron vialii, 3302 nucleotides long. Its product is annotated as B3 domain-containing transcription repressor VAL1. Gene Ontology annotation, molecular function: zinc ion binding; DNA binding. The record is from RefSeq and is a predicted model, not a curated record. Bases 533 to 3055 code for a protein of 840 amino acids. The transcript is spliced from 14 exons. NCBI's taxonomy places the organism in Eukaryota, Viridiplantae, Streptophyta, Magnoliopsida, Ericales, Ericaceae.
AUCCCACGAAACAGUCGGGUUAUUAUAUCACCACUGUCCGAAACAACCCACAGGUAGAGAGAGAGAGAGAGAGAGAGAGAGAGAGAGAGAGAAUCUAGAGAGAGAGUAGAGAUAGAGAGAAAGAAAACAAAGGGGGCUUUGUAAAAGUGGGUGAGGAGACGACCUCGCGCUGUCUUCAAGUGUCGUGCAUGCAUUUUGUGCAUCUGUUUUCCUUUGCAUGCACACAUGCUCUCUCUCCUCCCCUCCCUCUCUCUCCUCAUCUCUCUCUACCUCUUCAUCUGUAUGUCUAUCUAUAAAAUAAUCAUAUAAUUAUUCCUCCGUAAAACCUCCAUCGCCGGAUUUAUCAUCUAUCUUACUGUCACAGACCUACCGCUCAGUUGACCCCUUCUCUCUCCGAUUGAUUCACUUCACGAUUUGAAGUCUCUAAACAAGUCCAAUUUCUCCGCUUAAUUUUGCAUGUGAAUGUCGCAUUCACUACUUCGCAUCAAAGAUUGGCCUGAGAUUCAUUUGAGAUUUGAAUUUUCGGGGGUCAAUGGCGAAGAUUUGCGUGAACGAGACGUGCCAGACGACGACGACGUUUGAAUGGAAGAAAGGCUGGGGCUUGAAAUCCGGUGGAUUUGCUCUCCUCUGUUACAAAUGCGGAUCUGCAUAUGAGAAUUCAGUUUACUGUGAGACGUUCCAUGUGAGCGAAUCUGGUUGGAGGGAUUGCAAAAUAUGUGGAAAGCGUAUCCACUGUGGAUGCAUCGCUUCCAAGUAUUUGCACGAGUACCUGGAUUUUGGGGGUGUAGGAUGCAUAAGUUGUGCAAGGAGUUUGGAGACUCGCUUGAUAAGACCUAUUCAGAUCCCAAAUGAUGAUACUCCCAAUGGAUUCAGCCCAUUGACAGCAAACAACAUCAGUGCUCCUAGGUCCUCUUUUUUUGAAAAUACCAUAGGCAGUAUCAGUAUGGAUCAGCGGAAGCUUAUGAAGGUGAGCAAAUCUCCGGAUGCAAAGGAGCUCACCCACUUCCCUCAAGCUCAGAGGAGCGAAGCUAAUGCAUCUGUUGCGAAAAUCAAACGAGAAGAGAUGACAGGCUUUCCAGAGAUGAUGCAACGGGCUGCUGGAUCUUCUAUUUUCGCCAAAACAGAGAAUAGCGGGUCAAUACUAGGGUCAAAAGAUAUGUAUGAGUCACUAUCUCGGCGGUUCUUAAAUUUCCCUUUGGGGACUCCUUUGGAUACUCCAAAUUCUCUUUUACCUUGUCCUAGUGGGGUUGUGGAAGGAAGGGAACAGAACAAAACGCCUCCCUUUCAACAAGGGCAAAGGACACGCCAUAUUUUGCCCAAGCCCCCCAAAGCUGGCCCCGCCAUUGGUUCAGAGGCAAAUAAUGCAACGGUCUCUACGACGCGUGUUGCAAGGCCUCCGGCUGAAGGUAGGGGCCGCCAUCAGCUACUUCCGCGUUACUGGCCGAGGAUUACAGAUCAAGAACUGCAACAAAUAUCUGGAGACUUGAAUUCCAAUGUUGUGCCGUUGUUUGAGAAGGUGUUGAGUGCUAGUGAUGCUGGUCGAAUUGGUCGUUUGGUUCUCCCUAAAGCAUGUGCUGAAGCAUAUUUUCCUCCUAUUUCUUCAUCGGAAGGCUUACCAAUAAUAAUUCAGGAUGUAAAAGGGAAAGAGUGGACAUUCCAAUUCAGAUUUUGGCCCAAUAACAACAGCCGGAUGUAUGUGUUAGAGGGUGUAACCCCUUGCAUACAGAAUAUGCAAUUACAAGCUGGUGACACUGUGAUUUUUAGUCGGAUAGAACCUGGGGGUAAACUCGUCAUGGGCUUUAGGAAGUCAUCAAACUCCGAUAUGCAGGACAGUCAAACAUCUUCCCUCCCUAACGGCGCUCCCUCUGAAGAAACCUCCCCUUUUGGUGUUAAUGACAACCCGGCUACCGAUGGAGGCGGGCCCAAUGAGGAAUCAUCGCAACGGCCCCUGCUGAUUCCGGAGAAGAAGAGGUCUCGAAACAUUGGGUCCAAAAGCAAGAGGCUACGCAUGCAUAGUGAAGAUGCUAUGGAGCUCAGACUCACAUGGGCGGAAGCACAGGAGUUGCUCCGCCCUCCUCCAAGUGUCACACCUACCAUUGUCAUGAUUGAGGAUCAAGAAUUUGAAGAAUAUGAUGAACCGCCAGUUUUUGGAAAGAGGACUAUGUUCACAGCCAAAGCAUCUGGUGAACAGGAGCAAUGGGCUCAGUGCGAUAGUUGCUUCAAGUGGCGACGGUUGCCCAUGGACGUUCUUCUCCCUCCAAAGUGGACGUGUGUGGAAAAUAUUUGGGACUCAAGCAGAUCUUCAUGUUCUGCACCUGAUGAGAUAAGUCCAAAGGAACUCGAAAGUCUUCUUGGACUUGGCAAGGAAGUAAAGAAGAGGAAAAUCAGAGAUAGCCCCAUUGUAACCGAAGCCGAGGAACUCGAGCCUUCCGGCUUAGAUGCUUUGGCCACUGCUGCAGUCUUAGGAGACAAUGCGGUCGACGCUGAGGAUCCAUCUGCGGAGCCCACCACCAAACAUCCUCGGCACCGCUCCGGCUGCACUUGCAUCGUGUGCAUUCAGCCCCCCAGUGGAAAAGGCCGACACAAAUCCACCUGCAUUUGCAACGUCUGCGUGACUGUGAGGCGCCGCUUCAAAACCCUAAUGCUGCGGCGGAAGAAACGUGAAGCAGAAAUUGCCGUUGCCCGGGGAAAGGAGCCGGUUCCGCCCACGGAGGAGAAUUCGGAACGUGCCAACCCAUCGGAGGAGGGCAAAAGGCAGAACAGAGUUCCGAAUGAUGGUGGGGGAGAGAGUAGCAACGGAGGAUUAGACUUGAAUUGCGAUCCGAACCGGGAGGAUGAAGUUGGGGAUUUGAGCAUGGCAAGCCUCAUUCGUGCAACUAAUUUUCCGGUGGAGUACUUGAGGGAGAACGGGAUCGGAGAUUUAGAUCUGGGUCCUUGUUUGCUGUUGCAAGCCGCGGGAGAGACCGGAGACUGCCGACCUGAUGAGGGCCAAGGGUGUGUUUCUGCUUUAGUCGAAGAAGAAGAAAAAGGAAAAGACGGUGAUGAAGGUAAUUGAGCUUCAGAUAUAAAUAAAAAAAAGAAAAGAGAAAGGUAAUUGAGCUUCAAUUAAGAAGGUUUUUCAUAAUUAAUUUUUUUUUGGGGGGUGGGUUUUGAACCAUACAUGAGUCUGUUGUAUUUCUUCCUUUUGAAUUAUAGAUGCAUCUGUUGUAUUUCCUUCAUAGCCAACUUAUACAUCUUUACAGUUGAGAGGGUGCCUUUAAGUUACCCAAAAAAAGAGGGUGCCUUUGGUUUUUGGUUUUAAA